AUGUUCGCGAAGAUCCUUUCGCGGGAUCACAUACAGUUGUUCGAGUUCACCUGCCUGGAGGUGGGGGACCCUCCUAUAAUGGCCGUGGCACGUCUCUUGCAACUGACGUGGGCGUCGCUCCCAGCGUUGUCGACCCUAGCCUUACUCUACAAUAUCCCGAAGAACGCUAUGCGCCGCAUGAACCUGAGGAGGAACAAGAGCAAUAUUCUCCCGAAGCAAACGGGCAGAGAGCAUACCAUAGGAGGAUCCCCCACCCCCCAGGCAGGUGAACUCGAGCAAAAACAAAUCACCGAUGAAAUAGAGUACACCAACCAGCGAGCUGAGCCACUCGCCCGUGAGAAGGACCCGGCACGCCUGUUCCGAUACUUCUGUUCCAUCUUUGACGCUUCGAAAUUCAACUAUGUCUUUUUUUGGGCAGCGGCCAAAGUCGAUUAUUCACGAUCCACUGCCCGAGGACAGUGGUAUAUGAAGCAAGUCUGGGCCAAUGUCGCUGUCCAAGUAAACCUAUACUUGGACAUCGACCCGGAGACGCAAUCUCAAUUAUCAACCCGCUUCUGGAAUGAAAUUGUGGAGUGGUAG
This is a messenger RNA of Penicillium bovifimosum, 579 nucleotides long. RefSeq lists its product as uncharacterized. The record is from RefSeq and is a predicted model, not a curated record. The transcript has 2 exons. Bases 1 to 579 code for a protein of 192 amino acids. NCBI's taxonomy places the organism in Eukaryota, Fungi, Ascomycota, Eurotiomycetes, Eurotiales, Aspergillaceae.